UAUUUUUAAUUUUUCGCCAAGAAUUAUUUACAAUUAACAACUAUAAUUUUACCCUGAAACAAAACUAAAAGGCUAAAAAACCCAAAAGACUCUGGAACAUAAAUUACACCCCUAAAUUUAAGCCGCCUCACUUAUGAAUUCGCGCUCGCACUCUCCGACUCCGAAAUCCAGUCCCGAACUCAUUCCCAGAAGGCAGGACCCAAUCUUCCAAACGGCCAGAGCCAGACCAAUUACGCCUCCUCCCUCUCUCUGUCUCUCAGAUUCUCAAUUACAUCCCUACUCCGCUGCCCUCCCUCCCUGCUCUCUUUCACCCUUCGUCUCUGGACCCACCCCUUUCGGCGAUCCAUAGUUUCUAGACCCUUCGGCGCCCCCUUCCUCUCUCUGUUUCUCAGACUGUCAUUCUCUCUCCCCAUCCCAUCCCAGCAGCUGCAGGCUUGGGCUAUCCAUACUCUGCCAGCGUUUGAAGCAAAUUUAUGCAAAGACAAAGCCUAAGAUCUGCUGGAGGGCAAAAUGAGCUUCUCAUCACUCAUUUGCUUCAGGGAGUGACCAAAUUAUGUGCCAAGUACCCCAACGCCAUUACUAAGUUGAUUUAGGUCUCACGUGCAAUGCACAUUGGUCCUUAAUUAGUAGCACCGAGAAAGGAAGAAACUCAUAGCAAUUGCAAGCAAAGAGAAAUGAUCGUUAGAGCUAGAAAUCUUUCUCCAUCAAAACUCAAACCUGUCUCUUCUCUCUCCCUCUUCUUUUCAGAGCACUUCACUUCUACUACAUCAGCAAAAACUUUACUUCCACUAAUAGCCACAACUAAGUCCCAAAUCUCCAACAAGUCUCCACACCUCCUCUUCUUCACUAACCAUUUCUCUUUUCAAUCUACAGCCACACCAUCACUGCCAAAAAAGCUUCAAAAACAUCUGCAGAAGCAGGAACCCUCAUCUUCUAAAUCCUUGACCUUGAACCGAGAUGGAAACUAUGAUGCUGCUACUCUCCCCAAUGUUGUUUGUCCAGGAUGUGGGGUUCACAUGCAGGACUCCGACCCUAAACACCCUGGUUUCUUCAUCAAGCCCCCAACGAAGACAAAGGACCUGAUGCUCAAAACACAUUCUCGCCACUUGGAACCUGUGUCAAUGGAACAUGAAUUCACAGUCUUUCUCAAGAAAGGCCUGAUUUUGGAGGAAAAAGGUGAAAGCCCUGACCUUGAAGAAGAAAACCUAGACAAAGAAAUGCCUGAAAAACCUGUGGUUUGCACUAGGUGCCACUCAUUGCGCCACUAUGGCAAGGUGAAGGAUCCAACGGUGGAGAAUUUAUUGCCAGAAUUUGAUUUCGAUCAUACAGUUGGGAGGAGAUUGGGAUCGGUGUCUGGAGCUCGAUCAGUGGUGUUAAUGGUGGUUGAUGCAUCAGAUUUUGAUGGGUCAUUUCCUAGAAAAGUAGCAAAACUUGUAUCUGAUGUAACUGAAGAGAAUUAUACAGCUUGGAAACAAGGGAAAUCUGGAAACGUGCCUAGGAUUGUGCUUGUGGUCACUAAGAUUGAUCUUUUACCGAGCUCUUUGUCACCUACGCGAUUUGAACAUUGGGUGAGGCAGAGAGCAAGGGAGGGUGGAGCUAGUAAGAUUGCAAAAUUACAUUUUGUGAGUCCUGUGAGGGAUUGGGGAGUGAAGAGCUUGGUGGAGGAUGUUGUGGAGAUGGCAGGGUCUAGAGGGACUGUGUGGGCAGUGGGUGCCCAGAAUGCUGGGAAGAGUACAUUGAUCAAUGCCAUUGGGAAGUGUUUUGGUGGGAAGAUUGGUUUCUUAACGGAGGCGCCAGUGCCUGGGACAACUUUGGGGAUAGUAAGAGUGGAAGGGGUGCUGCCGGAGCAGGCAAAAUUAUUUGAUACUCCGGGUCUUUUGCAGCCGCAUCAGAUGACAACUAGGUUGACUGGGGAAGAGCAGAAGCUUGUUUAUGUUAGUAAGGAAUUGAAACCGAGGACGUAUAGAAUCAAGGCAGGUAACACAGUUCAUAUAGCUGGACUAAUAAGGUUGGAUAUUGAAGAGUCAUCUGUUGAAUCUCUAUAUGUUACAGUUUGGGCGUCUCCUUAUCUACCAUUACACAUGGGGAGAACUGAAAAUGCUCAAAGAAUACUAGAGGAUCAUUUUGGUCGUCAGUUACAGCCACCAAUUGGGGAGGAACGAGUGGAAAAGCUUGGCAGUUGGGUGAGAAAGGAAUUCCAUGUUUCUGGUAGUAGUUGGGAUUCGAGUUCAGCCGACAUUGCUGCUGCUGGUAUUGGUUGGUUUGCUAUUGGACUUAAAGGAGAGGCAGUAUUAGGGGUUUGGACUUAUGAUGGAGUUGAUGUUAUUCUUCGCAAUGCUUUGAUUCCUCAUAGAGCACAGGUUUUUGAAGAGGCUGGAUUCACAAUCUCUAAAAUUGUCUCCAAGGCUGACCAAACUUUGAAUAAGUCACAGAAGCAAAGUGAAAAGAAAAAGAAACAAAGUGACCAAAAAACAGCUAUUGCAGCUGAAUUGUAAUUCCAGUUCAAAGUUAUUGCUAAACCUGGCUGCAAAAGAUGUGUGUGAGUAUUGGAAGAUAAAAGACCCUGACAUGAACUGUGAGAGGAAAGAAAAAGUUAGCAACAAUCUCAAGCCACCUUUGAAGAUGCAGCAUCCUUUUCUGGAUCUUCCUUUCAGGCAAUGAUCUCUUUCAUAUUUUUUUGUUGGUGAACUAAGAACUGCACAUUCUGAAUAGAUGAGCUUAUGGAUACACCUGGUACACACUCUGCUCCUGCUCUAUUUUUUUUUGGCCA
Molecule: messenger RNA, 2770 nt
Organism: Durio zibethinus
Lineage: Eukaryota; Viridiplantae; Streptophyta; Magnoliopsida; Malvales; Malvaceae
Product: P-loop containing nucleoside triphosphate hydrolases superfamily protein
Cellular component (GO): mitochondrion
Molecular function (GO): GTP binding
Source: RefSeq, a predicted model, not a curated record